Hymenoscyphus albidus is the source of this 1916-nucleotide messenger RNA. NCBI's taxonomy places the organism in Eukaryota, Fungi, Ascomycota, Leotiomycetes, Helotiales, Helotiaceae. The record is from the annotation of a GenBank genome assembly.
CUCGGAUCCGCUUUGUCCCACAGGUUACCCACAAGUUUCCCACAAAUCCAUUCUUGUAGGGUAUACCUUGGACCGUUUUCUGAGUCUGAGAAUCUGAGCUGGCGAUAAUUUCAGGGUGGACGUGACAAAGCUCCUUCUUGGCUACUCCGCUGGACCCAGUACGAUCGUGGUCUGUCAUUCCGAUUGGGCAUCUUUCAUCCCACCUGAACCUCAGAGAAACCUUAACGUCGUUCUCUGCUCCAUGAAAAGAUAGAUAUCCUUCAGGGUUGGAAACCUUAUGUUAUGGAGACAACGGAACAGGUGCAUUUGUAGAUCGGGUUUUUCAUUUCACAGGUACAUGUAGACCUUAUAUAUCCUCCAUGGUGUUCCUUGAGAUGGAUUUCUUAUUCUUGAAAUUUGGUUAUUUUUGUUCUUGUCGCUGCAGAUUGGGUGAUUGAUUGAUCGCGAGCUAUGAAAAUGGGUGACACAACAUUCACAGCAUCGGCAUGGCGUGUGCUGAUUGUGUGUAUCGUGUUUGCUAUUUUGUCGCUUUUCGCAGUCUCGCUGAGGUUGAUCUCCAAAUUCUACUUCUUGAAAAGCGCUAGGAGAGAGGAGGUAGUGGGAAUACUGAGCGUGGUAAGUUGAAUGCUUUGUCGGGAUACAUCUAAAGAAUGCUGUGCUGACAAACACUCCAGUGCUGUACCUUCGGAAUGAUCUAUGUUGUUUGGGGUGGUAGGUAUCUCUAAAUUUGUUCUCAAGUGUAGGCACUAAUAUGAGUGUAGAGGCUACUCACGGACUGGGUGAACAUAUUGCCGAUUUGCCCAAAGAUAAAUUAAAACGCUUCCUAAAGGUUGGACCCCUGCCCAGUUAUCUGCUUCGUUGAAAACUGAUAAUUUUCGGUGUAGUACUUUUGGGUAUCAAUUCUGCUGUAUUGCGUUGGAAUUACUUUAGCCAAAAUAAGCAUCUGCAUCGGCUAUCUUCGGGUCUUCACCACUGGACAUGCGAGAAAUGCUUCUCGCGCAGCGAUGGCGCUUACUGUCCUCUUUGGGGUUCAACUAAUACUUACAAACAUCAUUUCCUGCAUUCCUGUUCGCUCUUUCUGGGAUGUCGAUAUUCAGGGAAAAUGCAUUCCAAAGGCUCCUCUCUUCAUGUUCCAGGCUGCCUUCAACAUCUUUCUCGACAUGUUUCUUUUGGCCAUUCCACUGCCAGUUCUAUGGGGUCUUUACAUGCCUCUGAAGCAGAAAAUGCUAUUGUCGGUUGUAUUUAUGCUUGGUGGAUUGUACGUAAACUGCAAGUGCUAUUGAUUGGGCUAAAUUCUAACUUUCAGCAGUGUUGUCUUAGUUAGCAUUCUGAGACUUACUAGCCUACACGUUGUGUCGGUCAGCAAUGAUGUUAGCUGUAAGCUCAUUCCGCGCUCUUUACGUACCUUGCUAACAACUCCCAAGUCGAUAACGCAAACGCAUUUAUGUGGUCUGCCAUCGAGGUUAACGUAGCGAUUAUUUGCGCAGCUCUUCAGAGUGCCCGUCCUGUGAUCGCAUAUAUCUUUCCCAGAGUUUUUGCCAGUCUUACAACCAAUUCCCGGUCCCGCACAAGAGGCCAACAUUACGAAUUGAGUAACACCACUGGAACCCACAAUACUUUCAAACGAAAUACCAUACCUGCGGUACCUAACUCUGGGUUGUUCUCUAAGGUCUCGGCAGGGGCACCAAUAAAAUCAUACCGUUCAUCCCACGGAGGCUCUCAAGACACGAUUGUCAGAAGCGAGGACGAGACGAGGAAAGAACUGGGUACGAUUAUGGUCACAAGGGAGAUACAGAUGGAGAGACAUGUUGAGCAUGAUAUGGAGCAUGAGGACCGAAGCCGCAGGAACGAUCCAGGCUCAUUUGUUUGAAAUUUUAUUUGCUUUUUUUGUUAGAAAAUAGAUGAUAUAAUGAUAU